AAUCGAGAGAUCCGACCCCGUUUUUCUCCUUUCGCACCGUCUUGAAUUAUGCGAGACUGGUUUUCAACCUCCUGAAGUCCGUUGGCAACUCGUGAAGUAUAAGGUCCAACAGUGAAUAGCUUCUGCUCCGGGAAGGCAGCCUCCCGAGAGUACGUUCAGAGAGAUGUCGCCUUCUAGUUCAUGAUAUUCGCAGACCCAAUCUGACUCUGAAGUGCAUUCGUGCGGAUUCACAAGCUCCCAGGAAUUCCGGAACCCAUUGCGAGCUGCACGAUGUCUCUGUACGACGAUGAAGUCGAAAGCCAAGGCGCGUCCGGCUGGUCUUCGGGAAUCAAGCUUCUCCAGAGCCAUGUCCAACUCAAGAAAGCCACAAAUCAUGUGCAGCGGAAGACGACGACCGCGAUUGCGCCGGUUAUUGAUUUGAACCGAAGUAAAGACCGUGUGAAUGCUGACGACAUGCCGGCCAUACCCUUGUACGUCCCAAAGGGGGGUGCCUCGCUCCUCGGCGGCGAGUGGUUCCUCAAAGACGAGUAUGAUCCACUGUAUCCUAACGAAUACGAUCGAUUGGUCAAGCAAUUUCGUAGAGAACAGCAGAACGAAAAGAAGUCGGAUAGGAAAGCCAAGAGGUCAGUCCACGACUCCCCGGGCUCGAAUGGCUCAAAACGACACUCUGCUAUGAUUGCACCCCCUCCGUCGCUCGCGGGAGAUAUUGUCUCGAAAACGGAGGAUGAUGACUACGCCGGUGACGAUUCGCCCCCGAGACCCGAUUUCUUAAUGCCGAGCAUCUCAACAUCGGCCGUUGCAUCGAAUAUGGGGUGUUCGUCGGUUGCGGCGAAGAUCAUGGCGAAGAUGGGUUUCAAAGCCGGGCAGGGUCUCGGGAAGAGUGAACAAGGCAUCAGUUCCGCUCUCACGGUGGAAAAAACCAGCCACCGGGGCGGGAAAAUCGUCGAGGCCAACACGUCGACCUUCCUGCAGCCGUCGGAAUUCUUCGACGCGGAAAAUGCAGCGUCUGCUCCAGUCGCCAACGAUGGCUUCAUUCCACCCGCGGAUCCAAGUGGUCCAGCCGCCGCUGCUGUCCCAAACAGACAGGGUGAGGAGCAAAGCAUCACCGAAAUACUGCGAGCUCCAACGAAGGUGGUCCUGCUAAGGAACAUGGUCGGUCCCGGCGAAGUCGAUGAGGAUUUGGAGCCGGAGACGAAGGAAGAAUGCGGAAGAUACGGAGAAGUCGUUAAAUGCGUCAUUUACGAGUUGCCCGGGCCAGAAAUCAACCCCGAGGAAGCCGUCCGCAUAUUUGUAGAAUUCAAGAACAUAGCGCACGCCAUCAAAGCGGUUGUGGAUCUCAACGGGAGAUUUUUCGGUGGCCGCGUAGUUCGGGCUGGUUUCUACGAUCAAGAGAAAUUCAAUAGACUCGAAUUGCUAUAACUGUUUCCAUAUGUAUAUGAGAGAACCUCUCCCUGUACAAUACUUCUGAAAUACAAGACAUCUGUGUUGAAGU
Molecule: messenger RNA, 1492 nt
Organism: Galendromus occidentalis (western predatory mite)
Lineage: Eukaryota; Metazoa; Arthropoda; Arachnida; Mesostigmata; Phytoseiidae
Gene: Spf45
Product: splicing factor 45
Exons: 5
Coding region: 271-1419 (382 amino acids)
Biological process (GO): mRNA cis splicing, via spliceosome; alternative mRNA splicing, via spliceosome
Cellular component (GO): precatalytic spliceosome
Molecular function (GO): RNA binding
Source: RefSeq, a predicted model, not a curated record